ACGGUUAAUCUCGCGAUCUUUGGGAAGUUCCGUUGGGGAACAUGGCGGCGGCCUCGAGCACCUUUAUAUUCUUGCCGCCGGGGACUUCAGACUGAUCCUUUCUCGAGAGGGUGGACGGUUGGUGCCUUGAGUUCUGGAAGCCCGAGCUAACUUGUUUCCCCCAUUAGUGUUGGGGAAGGGCUUACCCUGGUGUCGUGGACCCAGGCCCGCUCCGCCUGCAGGAUGAAAGCUCAGGGGGAAACUGAGGAGUCGGAAAAGCUGAGUAAGAUGAGUUCUCUCUUGGAACGGCUCCAUGCCAAGUUUAACCAAAAUAGACCGUGGAGUGAAACCAUUAAGCUUGUGCGUCAAGUCAUGGAGAAGAGGGUUGUAAUGAGUUCUGGAGGGCAUCAGCAUUUGGUCAGCUGUUUGGAGACAUUGCAGAAGGCUCUCAAAGUAACGUCUUUACCAGCAAUGACUGAUCGUUUGGAGUCCAUAGCAAGACAGAAUGGACUGGGCUCUCAUCUCAGUGCCAGUGGCACUGAAUGUUACAUCACGUCAGAUAUGUUCUAUGUGGAAGUGCAGUUAGAUCCUGCAGGACAGCUUUGUGAUGUAAAAGUGGCUCACCAUGGGGAGAAUCCUGUGAGCUGUCCAGAGCUUGUACAGCAGUUAAGGGAAAAAAAUUUUGAUGAAUUUUCUAAGCACCUCAAGGGCCUUGUUAAUCUAUAUAACCUUCCAGGGGACAACAAACUGAAGACUAAAAUGUACUUGGCUCUCCAGUCCUUAGAACAGGAUCUAUCUAAAAUGGCAAUUAUGUACUGGAAAGCAACUAAUGCUGGUCCUUUGGAUAAGAUUCUUCAUGGAAGUGUUGGCUAUCUCACACCAAGGAGUGGGGGUCAUUUAAUGAACAUUAAAUACUAUGCUUCUCCUUCUGACCUACUGGAUGAUAAAACUACAUCUCCCAUCAUUUUGCAUGAAAAUAAUGUUCCUCGAUCCUUGGGCAUGAAUGCAUCAGUAACAAUAGAAGGAACAUCUGCUAUGUAUAAACUCCCUAUUGCACCGUUAAUUAUGGGGUCACAUCCAGUUGACAAUAAAUGGACCCCUUCCUUUUCUUCAGUCACCAGUGCCAACAGUGUUGAUCUUCCUGCUUGUUUCUUCUUGAAAUUUCCUCAGCCAAUCCCAGUAUCUAGAGCGUUUGUUCAGAAACUACAGAACUGCACAGGAAUUCCAUUGUUUGAAACUCAACCAAUUUAUGUACCCCUGUAUGAACUGAUCACUCAGUUUGAGCUGUCAAAGGACCCUAACCCCAUAUCUUUGAAUCACAACAUGCGGUUUUAUGCUGCUCUUCCAGGUCAGCAGCACUGCUAUUUCCUCAACAAGGAUGCACCCCUUCCAGAUGGCCGAAGCCUACAGGGAACUCUUAUUAGCAAAAUCACCUUUCAGCACCCUGGCCGAGUUCCUCUUAUCCUAAAUCUGAUCAGACACCAAGUUGCCUAUAACACCCUAAUUGGAAGUUGUGUUAAAAGAACUAUUUUGAAAGAAGGUACUGGAUUUCUAUGUAUGUCCAUUCCUGUGACGAUGAGGGCUAUUCGGAGGAAAGCUGAAACCAUUCAGGCCGACACCCCAGCACUGUCCCUCAUUGCAGAGACAGUUGAAGACAUGGUGAAAAAGAACCUGCCCCCGGCUAGCAGCCCAGGGUAUGGCAUGACCACAGGCAACAACCCAAUGAGUGGUACCACUACACCAACCAACACCUUUCCGGGGGGUCCCAUUACCACCUUGUUUAAUAUGAGCAUGAGCAUCAAAGAUCGGCAUGAGUCGGUGGGCCAUGGGGAGGACUUCAGCAAGGUGUCUCAGAACCCAAUUCUUACCAGUUUGUUGCAAAUCACAGGGAACGGGGGGUCUACCAUUGGCUCGAGUCCGACCCCUCCUCAUCACACGCCGCCACCUGUCUCUUCGAUGGCCGGCAACACCAAGAACCACCCGAUGCUCAUGAACCUUCUUAAAGAUAAUCCUGCCCAGGAUUUCUCAACCCUUUAUGGAAGCAGCCCUUUAGAAAGGCAGAACUCCUCUUCUGGCUCACCCCGGAUGGAAAUGUGCCCGGGGAGCAACAAGACCAAGAAGAAGAAGUCAUCAAGAUUACCACCUGACAAACCCAAGCACCAGACUGAAGAUGACUUUCAGAGGGAGCUAUUUUCAAUGGAUGUUGAUUCACAGAACCCUAUCUUUGAUGUCAACAUGACAGCUGACACACUGGAUACACCACACAUCACUCCAGCUCCAAGCCAGUGUAGCACUCCCCCAACAACUUACACACAACCUCACCCCCAACCCAGUAUUCAAAGGAUGGUCCGACUAUCCAGUUCAGACAGCAUUGGCCCAGAUGUAACUGAUAUCCUUUCAGACAUUGCAGAAGAAGCCUCUAAGCUUCCCAGCACUAAUGAUGAUUGCCCACCCAUUGGCACCCCUGUUCGAGAUUCUUCAAGUUCUGGGCAUUCUCAGAGUACCCUCUUUGACUCUGAUGUCUUUCAAACUAAUAAUAAUGAAAAUCCAUACACUGAUCCAGCUGAGCUUAUUGCAGAUGCUGCUGGAAGCCCCAGUAGUGAUUCUCCUACCAACCAUUUUUUCCCUGAUGGAGUAGAUUUUAAUCCUGAUUUAUUGAAUAGCCAGAGCCAAAGUGGUUUUGGUGAAGAAUAUUUUGAUGAAAGCAGCCAAAGUGGGGAUAAUGAUGAUUUCAAAGGAUUUGCAUCUCAAGCACUGAAUACUUUGGGGGUGCCAGUGCUUGGAGGUGAUAAUGGGGAGACAAAGUUUAAAGGUAAUAGCCAAGCUGACACAGUUGAUUUCAGUAUUAUAUCAGUAGCUGGUAAGGCUUUGGGUCCUGCAGAUCUUAUGGAGCAUCACAGUGGUAGUCAGAGUCCUUUGUUGGCCACUGGGGACUUAGGGAAAGAAAAGACUCAAAAGAGGGUAAAGGAAGGCAAUGGCACCAGUAAUAGUUCUCUAUCAGGCCCUGGAUUAGACAGCAAACCAGGGAAGCGCAGUCGGACCCCCUCUAACGAUGGGAAAAGCAAAGAUAAACCACCAAAGCGGAAGAAGACUGAUACUGAAGGAAAGUCUCCAUCUCACAGUUCUUCUAACCGACCUUUUACCCCACCUACUAGCACAGGUGGAUCUAAAUCUCCAGGCAGUUCAGGAAGAUCUCAGACUCCUCCAGGUGUUGCCACCCCACCCAUUCCAAAAAUCACUAUUCAGAUUCCUAAGGGAACAGUGAUGGUUGGCAAGCCCUCCUCUCAUAGUCAAUAUACCAGCAGUGGUUCUGUGUCUUCCUCAGGCAGCAAAAGCCACCAUAGCCAUUCUUCCUCUUCUUCCUCAUCUUCUGCUUCCACAUCAAGCAAGAUGAAAAGCAGUAAAUCAGAAGGUUCAUCAAGUUCUAAGUUAAGUGGUAGUAUGUAUUCUAGCCAAGGGUCUUCUGGAUCUAGCCAAUCCAAAAAUUCAUCUCAGUCUGGAGGAAAGCCAGGCUCCUCUCCCAUUACCAAGCAUGGACUAAGUAGUAGUUCCAGCAGUACUAAGAUGAAACCUCAAGGGAAGCCAUCAUCGCUUAUGAAUCCUUCUUUAAGUAAACCAAACAUUUCCCCUUCUCAUUCAAGGCCACCUGGAGGCUCUGAUAAGCUUGCCUCUCCAAUGAAGCCUGUUCCUGGAACUCCUCCAUCCUCUAAAGCCAAAUCCCCUAUCAGUUCAGGUUCUGGUGGUUCUCACAUGACUGGAACUAGUUCAAGCUCUGGCAUGAAGUCAUCUUCAGGGUUAGGAUCCUCAGGCUCAUUGUCCCAGAAAACUCCCCCAUCAUCCAAUUCUUGUACAGCAUCUUCAUCCUCCUUUUCUUCAAGUGGCUCUUCCGUGUCCUCCUCUCAGAACCAGCAUGGGAGUUCCAAAGGGAAAUCUCCCAGCCGAAAUAAGAAGCCGUCCUUGACAGCUGUCAUAGACAAAUUGAAGCAUGGGGUUGUCACCAGUGGCCCUGGGGGUGAAGACCCAAUGGAUGGCCAGAUGGGGGUGAGCACAAAUUCUUCUAGCCAUGCCAUGUCCUCCAAACAUAACAUGUCAGGAGGAGAGUUCCAGGGCAAGCGUGAGAAAAGUGAUAAAGACAAAUCAAAGGUUUCCACCUCUGGGAGCUCAGUGGAUUCUUCUAAAAAAACCUCAGAGUCAAAAAAUGUGGGGAGCACGGGUGUGGCAAAAAUUAUCAUCAGCAAACAUGAUGGAGGCUCCCCUAGCAUUAAAGCCAAAGUGACUUUGCAGAAACCUGGGGAAAGUAGUGGAGAUGGGCUCAGGGCUCAGAUGGCCUCUUCUAAAAACUAUGGUUCUCCACUCAUCAGUGGUUCUACUCCAAAGCAUGAGCGUGGCUCUCCCAGCCAUAGUAAGUCACCAGCAUAUACCCCCCAGAAUCUGGACAGCGAAAGUGAGUCGGGCUCUUCCAUAGCAGAGAAAUCUUAUCAGAAUAGUCCCAGCUCAGAUGAUGGCAUCCGACCACUUCCAGAGUAUAGCACAGAGAAGCAUAAGAAGCACAAAAAGGAAAAGAAGAAAGUAAAAGACAAAGAUAGGGACCGGGACCGGGAAAAAGACCGAGACAAGAAAAAAUCUCAUAGUAUCAAGCCAGAGAGUUGGUCUAAGUCACCCAUCUCUUCAGACCAGAGCUUGUCUAUGACAAGUAACACAAUCUUAUCUACAGAGAGGCCCUCAAGGCUCAGCCCUGAUUUUAUGAUGGGGGAAGAAGAUGAUGAUCUUAUGGAUGUGGCCCUGAUUGGCAAUUAGGAACCUUAUUUUUUAAAACAAACAUGGCCAGAGAAAAAACUAUUGAUACAUUUAUAGGCAAACCAACAUAUAAGGGGUGGAUCAGACAGUUCUGAAUUGUGUUUUAAGAACCCUAAAUGGCAUGGCUUUGACACCAAGCUGGGUGAAUUCAGAAAGGCAUGUCCAGACCCUAUGAGAGAAACCACAGGGUUUUGAUUCUGGUUACCAAGAAUUCUUGUUCAUUUACCAGAAUGAAAAAAUUAAAAUACUUAAGUAAAGGAGGGUGGGUGGGAGGGGCAUAGGGACAGGGACGGGUGGGAAACAUUUUAUGGGAAAUACUCAUAUAUUUUUUCUUCUCCAUUUUUAGAACAUGUUUUAAACUCAUUUUAGUGCAUGUAUAUGAAGGGCUGGGCAGAAAAUGAAAAAGCAAUACAUUCCUUGAUGCAUUUGCAUGAAGGUUGUUCACCUUUGGGUAGUACUUGUCCAUUUGAGGCAUGGGCAAAUGAAGGACUUUAGUUAUUUGGACACUUAAGUAAUGUUUGGUGUCUUUUUCUUAGGAGUGAUUGGGGGUGGGAAAAUUACUUUAGCUUAUUUAUUUAUAAAAUUUUAACCCUCUGUUUGUUUUUAUAAUGUUUCUUUCUAAAUCUGAGUUUAGGGUUCAAAAUGAUGGGAGGCAGAAGAGCAAGGCUUAUUUGAUGGUAGGGAUCUUCUAGCUUGUGCUGAUACUAUAGUAUCAAGCCCAAGCCAAUUAAUUAGAACCUGCCUUUGGAGUUAAAAUAGAAAAAUCCAAAUGAUAUUUUUUAUUUUAGGAGAUUUUUCAUAGGGUUCAGACAUCAUAGGAAUUUAGGAGUUACCUCCGUGUAGAGGUAUUGAUGUGUAAUAACCUCUUUUUCCUUUUAAAAGAAGCUAGAGUGACUUUUUGGGAUGUAAACUUGUUUUCAGAUGCAGAAAGAUUUAAUACGGGACAGCCUUCUUGGCCUAGUGGCAUGAAAACCAUUACAGAAUUAAUAGUUCUCCUAUUUCCACAAUGUGCCAAAAAUCCACAACCCAGCAUUUUGUUUGCAGGAGAACUGAUGCCAUUCCUUAGAGCUGAGCUCCUUGUUUCUCUUCCUCACAAGGAGGAGUCCAGACUUUAAUCACUCCACUGUAUGUUCCCAGAGAUAAAACAGUAAGAAAUUUGCAGCCAUAGUUCAUUUAUAACAAUUUCAAGCUCACUUGGAGUAAUGGGGGCCUGGAAUGCUAUGUGAGCAUGAAGAUAAACCCUUGCUACUAUGUAGCAACACAAUUGGACCUUUUUGGAGAAACAGGUCUGCAUCUGGAUUCUGGGGGACAUCAAUAAGAAGCCCUUCUCAUAAAUAUAGAAAUCCAGGAGACCGUUUUGAGUGCAACAGAAGUUCUCAGUAUUUGGAAGGUCCUCUCAAAAUUCUGCGGCCUUACUUUGAUUUUGACACCUGCACUGUGCCAUUCCUGAUGAUUCCAUUCAGGAGCUAUAUCAGCGGAAUGGGGCAUGGUCCCCAGCACAACUCUUCUGGAUUAAAAAAGAGAAAAAGCCAGGUGAUUCCUCUGUGUGUGUUUGUUUGUGUCAUAAGUGGAGUGUCUUCAUCAGAUAUGGAAGAAGAUUACUAUAUUCAGCUCUUUCUGCAGGUUGGAGGUAGCAUAGAGUUGGAAAAUCAGCUUUGGCUUUCUUUCCUGACUGUCUCUCAUUUCCUUUAGUGUUCUCCCUUUUCUGGUCAUCAGCUCUCAACAACUCUGCCACUUUCGUGUCCCAAGGUAAUAAGAAGUAGGAAACGAAACAUUGCAAAAUGGAGCAAGAAAAGUUAUCGGUUACCAUGUCAGAGUCAAAUGUCUUGGGUGACACUAAGGAGGACAUGGGCAAGGUGAUACCAGAGUGCUUUAUCUUGUGAUGCUGAUAACAGUAGCAGCCUCCCAGACAUACAGCCAGGUUGGAUUUCUCACAAGUUUGUCACCUAAUUUUGAAUUUUUUCCCAUUGGUUUCUGCAGGAAACAAAAAAGUUACAUGGUUUUUAAGUUUGUUCUGGGUGGGGAAGAAUCUUAAGGGGAUUGUACUGAAUAGUAUCGGCUCGGCUCCUCCAAGCAGAGCCAACAAAUACCAAAAUGAGUAAACUGGGAAGCUUUUUCUCUCUUUCUGUCUUCAUCCCAGAUCAAAGAAUCCCGAGUUAGGAUCUGGAUGAAGGAUAAGCCCCUGAAUUGUCGAUGGGCACACCCCACACACUGACCCAGCAUCUGAACUUGCUUAACAGGGAGCCGGGGCUAACCUACUUCACCCUGCCUGAGAACCAGGGAGCACUGCAUUUCUCCACAGGGUGGAGGAGAAGAGGCAGAAUAAACCAAGCCUGGGACACCUCCCUCCUGUCUAGGUGUACUCAUUCUCCUGUUUCAAAAGACGGCAAGGACAUGAAGUCAACUUCUACUUAUCUUCUGCUGCUGGUGUCUUAGUAUUCUUAAUUUGACCUGAUUCCUCUUCUGUCUUUUGGCUUCAUGUUAGGGGUUCUUGGUCAAAACCUGCUCUGAUGUACAUGAAGAUUUCAGAUUCAAAAUCAAUGUCUUAAAACAAGUAUUUUAAGGUACCGGGUGGGUAGAGCAAAGCAGGAUAUAAUUGCCAAAACCAAGUUGGAGGUUGGUGACUCUUGGAAGGAUUUUCCUUCUUCAGGCCUAGGUCUGAAAAUUUACUGCAGCAAUAUCAUGAAUUCUCAAAAGAAACCCUUUCAGGGAGCCAGUGAAUUAUACAGUAUCCACAAUUGAGUCAUCUAACGUAGAUGUCAGUAUAGGAAACGUUUUUCAUAAUUCCUAGGCAAUCUCAUUUUUUUGGCCUUUUUCCUUCCCCUACUUUUGUUUUUAUCCUUGAGUUGAUUUUUUUGGGGGGUGGGGGUAGGAAGUACUUAACAUCUCAAAAGUAGAUUGGGAAACAUGCUUAGCUGUAAGAGCUGAGCUUUAAAUUUUGACUUUAAAAAUGUACAUCAGGAGCAGUUGGGGUGGGUCUUUUUUAAAAAAGAAAAUCUUUCAAAUUUGAUUUUCUGUGCAUAUGGCCGUUCUGUAAAUACUUUGGGGUUUUUCAUUUUUUUGAAAGUAGACAAAAUCUGUUGUGGGAUUUUUUUCCCCAAAACAUUAAAAAAGAACCUGUUUAUUUACAUGCAAAUAAAUUUCUUUGAUAAAAAGUAA
Messenger RNA from Otolemur garnettii (small-eared galago), 7935 nucleotides. It is a transcript of the gene MED1, whose product is annotated as mediator complex subunit 1. The coding region runs from base 223 to 4776 and encodes 1517 amino acids. Gene Ontology annotation, molecular function: transcription coregulator activity; nuclear vitamin D receptor binding; nuclear thyroid hormone receptor binding. The transcript has 15 exons. Gene Ontology annotation, biological process: cellular response to thyroid hormone stimulus; regulation of transcription by RNA polymerase II. The record is from RefSeq and is a predicted model, not a curated record. Gene Ontology annotation, cellular component: mediator complex. NCBI's taxonomy places the organism in Eukaryota, Metazoa, Chordata, Mammalia, Primates, Galagidae.